Oppiella nova is the source of this 786-nucleotide messenger RNA. The record is from the annotation of a GenBank genome assembly. Lineage: Eukaryota; Metazoa; Arthropoda; Arachnida; Sarcoptiformes; Oppiidae.
GACACAAACGAAAUAAUUCGCUUCGAACUCGACUUUCAGCCGAAGCAAUACACGAACCAAGAGCUGCCCAUCAGUGGACGCAUUGCCAUCCACGACAACACGGAGAUCGGGAACUCCCUGUCCAAUAGCUAUAAUCUGCAGCCCGGCUUCUACUACCAGUUCUACAUUAAACGCCAGUCCACACAAAUGCUGGGAAAGCCGUUCGCAACCAAUUGUUUCGAUUACGUGGCAGAAGAGGGACAGCGUCUAAACCAAACGCAGGAUUUCGCGUCUAUUCCUCUGUCGCAAAAGCAAUGCGCGUCCGGCUGUACGUCUCGGUUCACAAUCAAUCAGUGCUGUUGUUGGCCGCCGGAACUGCCGUACGUCCGCAACAACGGCCUCGACGUCAACCGAUCGCUCACGUGGUGUCAGUGGAGGUUCGCGGAGGCGCAGAACCUGUACGGCAUGUGUUGGGACAAGAAGGCGCGCCUCAAGUGUGCGAUGCAAUGCCAGCCCUCGUGUUGGACCGAUCACUACGAGCUGUCCGUUCAGAAGCUGCAGUUCGAGUACUACGGAAGACCUGGCUGGGAUUCGGAGGACGAGAAACUGAUGAACACUUCGGCCGUCGUGUCGAUCCGCUACUGGACUACAGAACACACGAUACACAAGUACUCGGCGAUGUUCGCCAUCCUAGACAUGGUUUGCUACGUGGGAGGCCUGGUAUCCAUGUAUACCGGCAUCUCUUUGAUCGCGAUUUACGACUUCUUCAUUCUGUCGCUGUUUAUCAUUAAGAAAAAGUAUAUUUGA